Messenger RNA from Talaromyces proteolyticus, 3579 nucleotides. Its product is annotated as transcriptional activator spt7. The record is from RefSeq and is a predicted model, not a curated record. Gene Ontology annotation, biological process: regulation of transcription by RNA polymerase II. Gene Ontology annotation, cellular component: SLIK (SAGA-like) complex; SAGA complex. NCBI's taxonomy places the organism in Eukaryota, Fungi, Ascomycota, Eurotiomycetes, Eurotiales, Trichocomaceae. Gene Ontology annotation, molecular function: protein heterodimerization activity; structural molecule activity. The transcript has 3 exons. The coding region runs from base 1 to 3579 and encodes 1192 amino acids.
AUGUCCGUCGGUCAAAAUCAGGCCUGGCUGCCCCCAGGCCACCUUCGACCACCAGACGACCACCAGUCAGAUGCACGCGGUGUCAAUGGAGUCUCGAGAUUUUCUUCUGGUGCUCGAACGCCUCAAAUGCGACUAGUUUCCACAAGUGAGCAUGGUUCCCAGGCCGGAAAUCUGAUAUCCGACGCCGAAGCCGCCGCGGAGGAAGACCCUCGCAUUACACUUUUUCGGGAUCUCUACAAUCGCAGCGAAUCCAAGAUAAAUGCGCUAUUCAGCACCAAUGGAGAUGUAUCUGCGCCUUCUGUGGCCGAUGCCAUGGAAAUGGAGGCGCCGGAAGCUGCCCCGGCGCGUUCUGAGAACCUUGAGCGGCCUCCUAAGAAAGCUGCGCGGAAGAUUGACGACGAUGACUACGACGAGUAUGACGACGAUGAAGGAAGCGAGGAGCAAGAUGAAACCAACGCAUCUCCUUUGAAAGCGAAAUCCGCCAUUGCUGCUGUUCGUGAUGCAUCGCCUGCUCAACGGCCGACAACCGCCACGAACACCCCCAUCGAAGGUGCCAAAGAACCAAAGAAGGAUACGUUAGAGGGAAUACGAAAGAAACUGGAGGAGGGUAAAAAGGCGACUGAAGAAGCUGCGCGUCGAAGUUUCCAGACGAUGUUCUACACUUUGGAAAAUGAUCACGACGCAAUGAAAGAGCAAGAACGACUUGAAGAAUCGGAAAGAUUGGUAGAAGCUGAAAUGUCAGGUCAGGGUGUCAACAGCUCCGGGGCCAAUGCAAAUGCUAGCACGAAUGGCUACGGUUCGUUGAGCAACGCGAACCUCGGCGCGUCCAGUUUGACUCUGAAGAAUCUUAUUGCUCGCAUUGAUAUGAAACGUACAAUGGUUCAGGCGUCUGAUGCGGAACUUCGUAGCUUGAUGAGUGAAGUUCGCAAGAACCGGAGCAAGUGGGCAAACGAGGACAAGGUCGGGCAGGAGGAACUCUAUGAAGCAGCAGAGAAGGUUUUGAGCGAGUUGAAGGCAAUGACUGAGCACUCGUCAUUUUUUCUAUCAAGAGUUAAUAAACGUGAGGCUCCGGAUUACUAUACUAUUAUCAAACAUCCUAUGGAUUUGGGAAGUAUGACAAAAAAGCUGAAGACUCUACAGUACAAGUCAAAGCAAGAAUUUGUCGAUGACCUCAAUUUGAUUUGGGCCAAUUGUUUGAAAUACAACGCAGCCCCGGAGCAUUUUCUACGCAAACAUGCAUUGUACAUGAGAAAAGAAACCGAGAAGCUUGUUCCUUUGAUCCCCGAUAUUACCAUUAGGGACCGUGCGGAGGUGGAAGCAGAAGAACGACGACUCCAGUUGGCUGAAAUGGAUGGUGCAGAAGAAAGUGAUGAUGAGCCUAUCAUGUCCUCAAGGGGUAGAAAGGCACCUGGAAAAUCAUCUAUGAAAGGAACUGCCCCAAGUCGGCAGACUCCAACUGGCUCUGAAGGCCCCUCGGGGCUCAGUGGUUCGCAACCGAAAAAUUCAGUAGGUCCAGAUGCGGACUUGCCAGCAGAAGGAAGUCAAAAUGGCCUCUCGACUCCGCCACCAGGGACACUUACACCACUCGGCGCAAACGGGAUCGGGGUAGCUGGCUCUGGCAGUCAAGUUGACUCUAUGGACAUUGAAGGCUUCCCCCCUGUCAACUCAGUUACAGGUGGCUUGUCUGCAAUAGGGUUCGAUUAUGACGACCCUGAGUAUCAAGUAUGGAAACAGGUCACCAAGAAAGACAGAGCUCUGAUUGCAGCGGAGAGACACAAGCUUUUCAAGGGAGAUAAACUGAAUGCCGAUGAACCAGCUUUGCUUCGUACAAAAACAGGAAUGCAACGAUGGUUGAAAAAUCAGAAACAGGCGGGCCCCGAGUCUGAUAAAACCGCCGAGUCCAAUACGGAAACCUCUCAAGCAGGACUUGCCGAAGGCAUUGAAGAAGAGGAAGAAGAUAAAGUUAUUCCUGACUAUUACGAUGUCAUGUCAGGUAUUCCAGACAUCCCCCCGCAUUUGGUAUGGCAGGAGGAUUCUCAAGGUAACGUUGUCGAUAACUCCGAGGAGUUCUUGCACAUUCUUCCUAAAGGCUCCUUUACUCAACCUGAUAGCAAAUUGUCGAAGAGAAUGGAUGCCAAUAUGCGACAGAUGCAGGAAACUCGGAAAAUUUGCUCCAAGGUCGGCAUCGUGAAACAAAUGCAAAUUCAAAGUCAAAUGUAUCAAAACCAAUUUCAAAAGUAUCAACCUGAGCCAUUCAUCGAACAAGAUGUGUCGACACAUGUCAUGAAUGAUGAUGGUCCCGUGAUUAGUCCUUGGGUUUCGAAAGCAGCCCUCCAACGAUCGGUUGCAAAAGUGCUGUAUCAUACGGGAUUUGAGGAAUACCAACCAUCUGCUCUUGAUGCUGUUACCGAUAUUGCCUCUGAAUUUUUCACGAAGAUCUGUGAAACCCUGAAAGGGUACAUGGAAAGUCCAAAAAUUCCAAUUCAUGACGCCGCGGAGGUGACCACUUCGAGCGCUACACAGUACAAAAUGCCCUACACUCAACAAGAAAUGAUUUUACAUACGCUCUCGCUGAUGGGGACUGAUGUAGAAUCUCUUGAAUCAUAUGUGAAGGAUGAUAUUGAGCGUCUUGGAACUAAACUUGGUGUCAUCCAUGAUCGUAUGCGAGCUCACUUUACCGAACUGCUUCGCCCUGCUCUCCACGAUACUGGCGGUGAUGGUUCUCACGCAUUCAAUGAUGGCAGCGAGCAAUUUGUAGGAGGGGAUUUUGCUGAGGAUAUUGACGAGGACUUCUUUGGCUUCAAGGAAAUGGGUUUGGAUAAAGAAUUUGGUCUUGCAAGCCUAAGUGUUCCGUUUCAUCUUCUUCAAAAUCGCAUGUUCAAUGCGCAUCAGUCGCAGAACACAAGUACUUCGCAAACUACAAAUACUCUUUUCCCACCACCUGUUCCAUAUCCACGUGUUACAGUUGACUCGUUGCAAUCUCAUAUCGGCUUGGUACGGAAUUUCUUCAUGCAGAAAUUGCAGGCCCAUGGAGAUGAGCCUCUAGUAGAGGAUCUCGAAUUACCGUUGAAACAACGCCCUUCACGGCCAAAGCUCCCAGCAUCAGGAAAGAUCAUACCACCAAAUAACACGUCUAUCCAUAUAAGUCCUCAGAAGCGUCCUCUCCCACCCUCACUAGCACAAGCAUCCAGUAAAGCUGGCGGUACUUCAGAACCGAGCAAGAAGAAGGCCAAAAAGAACAACGGCACCAAUGCCGAUGCUUCUUCAUCCAUGGGACCCCCUGGUGGUGGUGAUUUGUUUGGUACUUCAACCACCGAUGGAAAGUCGUCAAUGGACGGCAAAGCUGCCGAUAAAUCAAAUGCAAAUCCAAUUGCUGGCAACGACACAGACGCUACGGUUAAUGGAGGUCAUACAGGGGUUUCUGAUCUCGGCGGAGAGGGCAGUAGUGUUUUGCCUGGUGAUGUUGAUUCACAGCAGAAUAAAGCCAAUGGUGUGGCCAUGUCGACUUCAAACGCAGAGAAUUCUGGAAACCAAGGCGCCGGCAUGAUGAGUCCUGAGAGCAUUAAUGGCCAAGCUUAA